AUGAUCAUUGACGGUGACCGGCGGAUUCUAAUCUCCGGCGGAAUUCACUAUGCUAGAGCCACUCCUCAAGUGUGGCCUGAUCUGAUUUCGAAGAGCAAAGAAGGUGGAGUGGAUGUUAUUGAAACAUAUGUAUUUUGGAAUGUCCACGAACCAGUGAGGGGACAAUAUGUCUUCGAAGAAAGAUAUGAUCUUGUGAAGUUCGUAAAGCUAGUGGGGUCCAGUGGGCUCUAUUUAUUUCUUCGGAUAGGUCCUUAUGCUUGUGCAGAGUGGAAUUUCGGGGGCUUUCCUGUUUGGCUUCGUGAUAUACCUGGAAUUGAAUUUCGAACAGACAACACCCCCUUCAAGGAAGAAAUGCAGCGGUUUGUGAAAAAGAUAGUGGAUUUGAUGCGGGUGGAGUCACUUUUCUCUUGGCAAGGUGGCCCAAUAAUUAUGCUGCAGAUCGAGAAUGAGUAUGGCAAUAUUGAAAGCUCCUAUGGCCCUAAAGGACAUGACUAUAUGAUAUGGGCUGCCAAAAUGGCCAGUGGACUUGGUGCUGGUGUUCCAUGGGUUAUGUGCAAGCAAGUUGAUGCACCAGCAAACAUAAUAGAUACCUGCAAUGGAUACUAUUGUGAUGGUUUCAGACCAAAUUCCAAUACGAAGCCAGCGAUUUGGACAGAGAACUGGGAUGGAUGGUACACUAAUUGGGGUGACAAAGUUCCCCAUCGUCCCAGUGAAGAUAUCGCGUUUGCAGUUGCUCGAUUUUUCCAGCGUGGUGGAAGCUUUCAGAAUUAUUAUAUGUACUUUGGUGGAACAAAUUUUGGUCGAACUGCGGGAGGCCCAAAUAUUAUUACUAGCUACGAUUAUGACGCUCCCAUUGAUGAAUAUGGUCUUUUGAGACAGCCCAAGUGGGGACAUCUGAAAGAUCUGCAUGCUGCUAUAAAGCUUUGUGAGCCUGCUCUCGUGGCUGUUCUUUCGCCUCAGUAUAUCAAAUUAGGACCAAAGCAGGAGGCCCACGUUUACAGCGAUAAAGGAAAAAAAUGCUCAGCAUUUCUUGCCAAUAUUGAUGAGCUUAGUCAUGCUGCAGUGAAAUUCCGCAAUUUUACAUACAUUUUACCUCCGUGGUCUGUGAGCAUAUUGCCAGAUUGCAGAACCGUUGCCUUUAACACAGCUAAGCUUGGGGUGCAGACUUCAAUUAAUAGUCAUGGGUCUGAUGCAGCUUCUUAUGUAAAUGAUCCUGUAAAUAUGAAAGAAUUGUAUUAUAUUUCAAGAAACUGGAGUGCCUUUAUGGAGCCAAUUGGUGUGUGGGGUAGCAGUAGCUUCACAUAUCAAGGCAUUCUGGAGCAUUUGAAUGUGACAAAGGACCAGUCUGAUUAUCUGUGGUAUACAACCAGAAUAUAUAUUUCUGAUGAGGAUAUCAAAUUUUGGGAUGAAAAUCAAGUUAGUCCUGUGCUUACCAUUGACAGCAUGCGUGAUUUGGUCUAUAUUUUUGUCAAUGGAGAAUUUACAGGUAGUGCUAAAGGUAAAUGGAUAGAAGUAGUUCAGCCUGUUGAUCUUAUUCAAGGAUAUAAUGAAAUCACACUGUUAUCUCAAACAGUGGGAUUGCAGAACUAUGGUGCCUUCCUCGAGAAGGAUGGGGCAGGUUUCAGGGGUCAGAUAAAGAUUAAAGGCUGUAAAAAUGGAGAUCUUGAUAUCACAGGUUACAUCUGGACAUACCAGGUAGGGCUCAAGGGAGAGUUCCUAAAGAUAUAUGACAUUGGUGUAAGUGCUGAGUGGACCAAAUUGCAACCUGACUCAGUUCCGACCAGAUUUUCUUGGUACAAGACAUAUUUUGACGUCCGUGAUGGAUUAGACCCUGUUGCCCUCAAUUUGAGUAGCAUGGGAAAAGGUCAGGUAUGGGUAAAUGGGAAUCACAUUGGGAGAUAUUGGACUCUGAAUGCUCCCAAGGAUGGAUGUCAAACAUGCGAUUAUCGUGGGACUUAUGAUCCUGAAAAGUGUGUAACAAAUUGCGGGCAUCCUACUCAAUCAUGGUAUCAUAUACCAAGAUCAUGGUUAAAGGCUUCAAACAAUCUGCUCGUAGUCUUUGAGGAGACUGAAAAAAAUCCAUUCGACAUAUCCAUAAAGUCACAUUUCACAGAGACAAUUUGUGCUCAAAUAUCAGAAGAUCAUUAUCCUCCUCUGCAUUCCUGGUCGCUACCAAAGUCCAGCAAUGGAUCAAUUAUGUUGAAUAAUUCAAUACCUGAAAUGCACUUGAGUUGUGAUUCUGGAUACACGAUCUCUCGUGUUGAGUUUGCAAGCUAUGGAACUCCCCAAGGCGGGUGUAGGAAUUUUUCCAGAGGCAAUUGCCAUGCAGCCACUUCAUUGGAAGUAGUAUAUCAGGCUUGUGUGGGAAGACAAAGUUGUUCCAUCAUCAUAUCAAACAACGCAUUUGGAGGAGACCCAUGCCGUGGUAUCGUCAAGACUUUAUCCGUCGAGAUGAAAUGCUCUCCAAUUGCAGCGUCAUUUUCUACUGGCUUGGGCAGUAAUGAAAUGAUUGUCUCGACCUCUGUCUCUUCGUUUUAG
Molecule: messenger RNA, 2538 nt
Organism: Striga hermonthica
Lineage: Eukaryota; Viridiplantae; Streptophyta; Magnoliopsida; Lamiales; Orobanchaceae
Source: the annotation of a GenBank genome assembly